This is a messenger RNA of Leishmania mexicana MHOM/GT/2001/U1103, 834 nucleotides long. RefSeq lists its product as hypothetical. Bases 1 to 834 code for a protein of 277 amino acids. The record is from RefSeq and is a predicted model, not a curated record. The transcript has a single exon. Lineage: Eukaryota; Euglenozoa; Kinetoplastea; Trypanosomatida; Trypanosomatidae.
AUGUCCGUCUUCGCAACAGGCGAGCAGAGCGUGAAGUCAGCCUACCACUGCGCGACUCUGCUCGACAACUGGGAUGAGGACCGCCGUCAGUUCGGUCAGCCGCUCCCCACCACCAGCGGCACUGGCAACUUUGACCCAAGCACAACCUACAAUGCAUCGUACAAGUCACUGACCGCCGCACAAACCGCGGAGGCGAAGCCUCCCGGCUGCUUUGCCGCCGAAGCGCCACGCAUGCUUCUCUUCCACCACGGCGACAUUGGCAACAUCGAGACCUACUGCUACGCCACGUCUGAGCUGGCGCUCACGGACCGGAAAAGGCAAGUCUACACUAAUGACGAGGUGCUUGACAUGCCCGGCGUCUCGACGCGUCGUAACAAGACGGCGGCGCUGCAGCGGUCUACGAGGGGCUUUACCGUCAGCCGCAGCGGACACGCUGGCACUUUAACAAACGGCUUCUGCGCCGAUGAGGUUUCCGCAGCGGUGCAGCGAGAGUCAGCCUACCUCCAGUCCAUGGCCAGCACUAUGCUCUCUACCCGCUACUCGGCAACGGAGGCACAGCCCUCCGCAAGUGACUCUGGCUGCGAGAAAGCCGCGACGUAUAGCGGAACGGACUACGCGCCACCGCGGCUUCUGCCAAUGGGGCGCGUUGCGGAGCGAGAGCGGUUACUCACCACCAAAAACGUCUCAAUCGACGCCACUGGGGUGUACGUAAUUGACAACUUAGAGGCCUACCCGCUGACAAGCAGCCAGUGCGUCGGCAAGAUGACCAAGUCGUGCGACAACCCAAUGCACAAGACGAACCUUCGCGUCCACUACAUGGAGGAUGACUACUAA